AUGCCUACUAAGCGUGCUCAGGGUGAAAUUCGCCGUAGGUCUGGGUGUUUACAAUGUAAAGCCAAGCAUGUUCGCUGUACCGAAGAGCUGCCGAUAUGUCGCCGAUGUGAACGACUGGGUCUGCACUGCGAACGUGGAUUACAGCUCUUAUUUCAGGAGGAUGCGGUUCAGCGAGGAAUUAGUUUUGGUCGGAAAGGCACCCGGUCGAAACAACCGGACAGUGCUAGAGAUCGUGCGGUACUCAAGUACAACGACGUGUUCUAUGGCGUUCCCUUGAACGCGUACACGGGACGGUGGAUAUUUCUCAACUCCACCAGCAGCGACUUCAUGGAGAGCAGUAGCGAUGGUGAUGAGAUGGACACAGAUGGCAUUGAACCAGACCUGUUAUCUGUGUUUGUACAGUUUCCAGAUACUAUACCACUGGAUAAAGGCCUGGGCCACCCACUCGCUACAUAUUCGCACCUCGAGAGCUAUCUCAUCGACUAUUUCAUCCACGGUAUUGGGCCAAAUUGCUCGCUCAGCCCGAUCGAGAAUCCCUAUAUCACACUUAUCACACCCCUGGCGCUCUCUCAUAAGACUCUCCGCGAUGCUCUGAUAUCGGCGGCGGGAAACCAGCUUCGCCUGCUUGGGGACACUCGCUUCUCCAAAGAAGCGCUGAUCUACAAAGAAAGAGCGUUAAAGGGGCUGCAGCAGGAAAUCGAGCUGGGAAGUAUAAGUGAUGGUGCAAUAGCCACGGUUCUGAUGUUAUGCUUUCACGAUAUUUCCGAUGAAUGCGCCCCAUCCUGGGUAACGCAUCUCCAGGGAGGCCUUGAUCUCCUUUAUCGGUUUCCUUGUACACCCACCGCGAACUACUCAUUGCGUCGAUUUUUUAACAUGUAUUUCGUGGCUCAUGCGAUCAUGAGUCGUACAGCAACGCCGCAAGUCUGUCACGGAAAUGGUAUGUUUAGUUGGGCGGAUAACGACAACCUUGACGAGAUUGACACGAUUAUGGGCUGUUCACGGCGACUAAUGCUAUUAAUCAAUGAGAUAUCUGAACUGCCUGUUGACACUUGCACGACACCCUCAUCGACUACCUCAUCAGACGAUGAAUCCGUGGACAUCCACCUUUCAGAAGCAGCCCGCAUCGCCACUGCCCUGACGAAUAUCCAGCAGUUCCUCCCACAGCACUCGAGCGAUCGAGAUGAUCUUGCUCGAAUAGCCGAGACCAAGCGGCUAGCCGCUAUAAUUUACCUGUUCAACCGAAUAGAUGGCACUACGUAUUACACAGACGUCAUGACCGAAACGAAAGCAGACAAGAACACGUUCAUAAACGCCUUGAUCAACGUCAUGACCCACCUCCCUGACAGGGCAACGCUUCUAUGGCCAUUAUACAUCCUGGGACACGCAUCGCUGGAAGAUGAAGACCAUCGCCGUUUCGUUCUGGAUCGACUAGAGCGGAUGCAACGCACUCGGAAUCUGGGCAGUGUCCGACGGGCUAGAAUGGCCGUCAAGCAUGCUUUCAGGGUUGUUGAUAUGCGUACAACUGCGAAGAUGAGGGCUAGCAAGUUUGGAUACAUCAGUUUAGCUUGA
Messenger RNA from Aspergillus tubingensis, 1569 nucleotides. Its product is annotated as Zn(II)2Cys6 transcription factor. Gene Ontology annotation, molecular function: transcription cis-regulatory region binding; zinc ion binding; DNA-binding transcription factor activity, RNA polymerase II-specific. Gene Ontology annotation, cellular component: nucleus. NCBI's taxonomy places the organism in Eukaryota, Fungi, Ascomycota, Eurotiomycetes, Eurotiales, Aspergillaceae. Gene Ontology annotation, biological process: positive regulation of transcription by RNA polymerase II. The transcript is spliced from 6 exons. The record is from RefSeq and is a predicted model, not a curated record. The coding region runs from base 1 to 1569 and encodes 522 amino acids.